This is a messenger RNA of Pyricularia oryzae 70-15, 1734 nucleotides long. RefSeq names its product glycerol kinase. Gene Ontology annotation, biological process: glycerol metabolic process; triglyceride metabolic process; glycerol-3-phosphate biosynthetic process. The coding region runs from base 1 to 1734 and encodes 577 amino acids. Gene Ontology annotation, molecular function: glycerol kinase activity. The record is from RefSeq and is a predicted model, not a curated record. Gene Ontology annotation, cellular component: mitochondrion. The transcript is spliced from 2 exons. Lineage: Eukaryota; Fungi; Ascomycota; Sordariomycetes; Magnaporthales; Pyriculariaceae.
AUGGCAGCAUCAGUCUCAACCUGUGGCAUCGCCACGCCCCCUUCAAGACCCUCAAGAGUACCCAGCACUCUGGGCUCAAAACCUUCGCGUAUGCAUGAUCCAGAUAUCAUCAUCAACGCACUCAAGGACGUUGUCCUACCGGCUGUUGCCUUGUCGGCACAGCACGUGGAGAAUGCCCAAGUCCCAUCCCCUGACCCGGAGCCAGAAGACAUGUACAUCGGCUCAAUAGACCAGGGUACCACGUCUUCGCGCUUCAUCAUCUUCAACCGUGCCGGCGAGCCCGUCGAGGCGCACCAGAUUGAGUUUGAGAACCGCUAUCCAAACUCGGGCUGGCACGAGCAUGACCCAAUGGAGUUGCUCUCCAGCGUUGAGGAGUGCAUAGAAGAGGCCAUGAUCAAGUUCACCGCGACGAGGCCAGGUGCCAAGGUUCACUCGGUUGGCAUCACAAACCAGAGGGAAACGACGGUGGUCUGGGAUACGGAGACGGGCGAGCCGCUGUACAACGCUGUAGUGUGGCCCGACACCCGCACCUCGCCCAUCGUUCAUGAACUGCGGCAAAAGCCGGGUGCAGAGGAUCUGCUGGACCUGUGCGGCUUGCCUCUGUCAACCUACCCGUCCUCUGUCAAGCUCAUGUGGUUAUUGCGGAACGUAGACACCGUCAAGGCUGCUUAUGACGCCGGCCGACUCGCCUUUGGCACGGUUGACUCGUGGCUCAUCUACCGUCUGACUGGUAAAUCGGUGCACGUAACUGAUGGUUCCAACGCCAGCCGCACCAUGUUUAUGAACCUGCGCAGCAUGUCCUAUGACGAAAAGCUGCUGUCGUUCUUCGAGAUUGACGCCACCAAGAUCCGCCUCCCUGAGAUUGUGCCCUCGGCACACCCCACUGCCUUUGGAAAAUUUGCCUCGGGUCCCCUCAAGGACGUCAGGAUAGCAGGCUGCCUGGGCGACCAGUCCAGCGCCCUGGUGGGCCAGCGCGCCUUCGCCUCGGGCCAGGCCAAGAACACUUACGGCACGGGCUGCUUCCUGCUGUAUAACGUCGGCCCGGAGCCCGUCAUCUCAAAGGCUGGCCUGCUGGCCACGGUAGCCUACGACUUUGGCGAGGAGCUGGGCGGCCGCGCCUACGCCCUCGAGGGCAGCAUCGCCGUUGCCGGCAGUGGCGUUAAGUUCCUGUCCAACAACCUGGGCUUCGCACCGAGCAGCGGCGAGAUUACGGAUCUGGCCGGCAGCGUCGACGACAACGGCGGCGUGGUCUUUGUGACUGCUUUCAGUGGCCUCUUUGCGCCUUACUGGAUCGACGAUGCCAAGGGAACACUCUUUGGACUCACGCAGCACACACAAAAGGGCCACAUCGCGCGCGCAACUCUCGAGGCGACGUGCUACCAGACCAAGGCGAUCCUGGACGCCAUGGAACGUGACAGCGGGCGCAAGCUUGAGCGCCUGGCCGUCGACGGCGGCAUGUCCAACUCGGACCUGUGCAUGCAGACCCAGGCCGACGUCGGCAACAUCCCCGUUGACCGGCCCGAGAUGCGCGAGACCACGGCCCUGGGCGCCGCCAUCGCCGCCGGCUUGGCCACGGGCGUAUGGAAGAACAUCUCAGAGGUCCUCGAGGUCGGCGGCCGCAAUAGGUCCCAGUUCCUACCGUCUCCCGAUCGCGCCAAGGCUCAAAGGAUGUUCAAGAAGUGGGAGCAGGCCGUCGAGAUGAGUAGGGGGUGGUUGAGGGAAGGUGAAGAAUAA